UUUGAAUUUAAAAUGAAACCAGGAGCCAAUAAAUUGGGGCAACGAAGGAUCGAUCUAAAUAUCAGUACAAAGACUAAGGAAAAAGCUGAAAUCGUCAAGAGCUACAUCGAAGGGAAAUACGCACGGAAACGGAAUGAAGAGAAAGAGAGAAAGGAAGGCUGGGAUCUCCUCAGGGCUAAAAUGGACCUCCUCAACCUCACUCCCCAUGAGAAGGAACUCAUCAAACAAGAUGUGCUACAUAAAGAAGCUGAAUUGAAUAGAAAGGCAAGGAAAUAAAAUCACUAUUUUUGAAUAUGAGCCUUUGGAUAUUAUAGGAAGAGGUGCCUUCGGAGAAGUCAGAAUCUGUCGCCACAAGAGCACAGGAGAGGUAGUCGCUAUUAAGAAAAUGAAGAAGAAGGAAAUGUUAAUGAAAAAUCAAAUUGCACAUGUUAGAGCGGAGAAAGAUAUCCUGUCAAAUGCUAAUAAUUCAUGGAUAGUCGAACUUAAAUGCUCUUUCCAAGACCCUAAUAAUCUUUACUUGGUGAUGGAAUAUUUACCAGGAGGUGACUUGAUGAACCUUCUUAUUAAAAAGGACAUCCUCUCUGAGGAAGAAUCUAGGUUUUAUAUGGGAGAGAUGAUCCUUGCCAUUGAAACUGUCCAUAAGCUCAAUUAUAUUCAUAGAGACCUUAAACCUGAUAAUGUUUUGUUAGAUGCAGAUGGCCAUAUAAAAUUAACAGAUUUUGGACUCAGCAAGCAUGCUGAGAUUAGAUCAAAUACUGAAAAAGAAAAACAAGAUAAAUAUGAAAUUAAAAGAUCGUCAAAUUUCAAAGCUUUACAAAUGAUGCUUAAUAAGAAACUUGGAUACAAAAGAGAUCGGCAGCUUGCCUUCUCAACAGUCGGUACUCCUGAUUACAUUGCUCCUGAAGUCUUUGCUCCCAAAGGCUACGAUGAGUGAGUUGAUUGGUGGUCAGCCGGAGUCAUUCUGUUCGAAAUGCUGGUCGGGUACCCUCCGUUCUUUUCGGAUGACUCCAGUGUCACAUGUCAGAAGAUCCUCCACUGGAAGAAAACACUGGCCAUUCCAUCUGAAGCCAACUUGUCUCCUGAAGCCGAAGACCUCAUCCGAAGCUUAAUCACUGAUGCUGACAAGCGACUUGGCAGAAACGGAGCCUGCGAGAUCAAAGAACACCCAUUCUUUGAUGGCUUCGACUGGGACGGAGUCAGAGAGAGCCAGGCGCCAUUCUUGCCUGAAGUGCAUGACCCGACUAGUUCAGAGCACUUUGACAACUUUGACGAAGAAGAGCCGUUCUUGCCAGACAAGAUGGAGUACGCCAAAGAAACCAAAGUCCGGAGACAGAAAUAAGGAUCCAUACUUUGUUGACUUCACAUAUAAAGGAGAUGUUGAGCAGGAGAAGCAGAAGUAUACAUCAGCUCUUAAAGAACUAGAAGGGCUGAAUGAACAAGAGAGUAUUCCUCAGGAAGACCCUCGGAUGGGCAAGGUAUCCGUAUCUUCUAAAAUGCAAAGCCAAAAAUAUAUGAAAGAAAAGCCAAGUGAAAGUAGGUAUCAAGAAAAGGAAAAUUAUUACCAGGGACCUCAUGCUGGAAAGAGUGGGUACUCCAAAGAACCAAACUAUCAUGAAGAAUCUAAAAAUUAUAGAUAA
Molecule: messenger RNA, 1637 nt
Organism: Moneuplotes crassus
Lineage: Eukaryota; Ciliophora; Spirotrichea; Euplotida; Euplotidae
Source: the annotation of a GenBank genome assembly